Molecule: messenger RNA, 1133 nt
Organism: Salpingoeca rosetta
Lineage: Eukaryota; Choanoflagellata; Craspedida; Salpingoecidae
Product: crotonase
Exons: 10
Coding region: 124-987 (287 amino acids)
Biological process (GO): fatty acid beta-oxidation
Cellular component (GO): mitochondrion
Molecular function (GO): enoyl-CoA hydratase activity
Source: RefSeq, a predicted model, not a curated record
GCAAAAACGAAGAAGAAGAAGAAGAAGAAAAUCACACACACACACGCAUUCAUUUCCACUGCCUUCUUGCUUUCCCUCCCCUUAUCGCUCGCUUCCUCUCUCUCUCUUGCUCUCUUGCUCACGAUGCUGUCUGCCUUCCGUCUCCGCGCCGCCACGGCCGCCGUCGCCGCCACCCGCGCGACUCGCGUGUCUCGCAUGGCCCUCAGCACAGGCACCACCUACGAGAACCUGCAGGUGACUCGCGAUGAUGGCGUGGGCAUCAUUACCCUUCAUCGCCCCAAAGCCCUUAACGCCCUCUGCGACAAGCUCAUGUCGGAGAUGACACAAGUCAUUGACGAGUUUGAGGCCGACAACGACAUUCGCGUCAUGGUCCUCACUGGCAGCGGCAAGGCCUUUGCAGCUGGUGCUGACAUCAAGGAGAUGGUCCCUCGCACCUUCCAGGAGGUGUAUCAGGGCAACUUCCUGUCCUUCUGGGACCGUGUUGCUCACACCAAGAAGCCCGUCAUUGCCGCUGUGAACGGAUUUGCGCUUGGCGGCGGGUGCGAGCUUGCGAUGAUGUGCGACAUCAUCUACGCGUCUGACAAGGCCGUGUUUGGGCAGCCCGAGAUCAACCUUGGCACCAUCCCCGGUGCUGGCGGCACCCAGCGCCUCACUCGCGCCAUCGGCAAGUCCAACGCCAUGGAACUCGUCCUCAGCGGCGACAAGAUCAAGGCUGACGAGGCGAAGCAGAUGGGGCUGGUGAGCAAGGUCUUCCCCUCGGAGAACCUCAUGGACGAGACAAUGAAGCUUGCCCGUCGCAUUGCUGCGCAGUCGCUGCCCAUCCUUCAGAUGGCCAAGGAGGCUGUGAACAAGUCGCAGGAGCUCAGCCUGCAGGAGGGCCUCCACCUCGAGAAGCGCCUCUUCCACUCCUCCUUUGCCACGCAUGAUCGCAAGGAAGGCAUGACCGCGUUCCAGGAGAAGCGCAAGCCCAACUUCAAGGACGAGUAAGCUGCCCAGCCAGCGAGCCACCUCCAACUCAACUUUCCUUACUGUGUGAUCCCAGGGUGGCAUCGCGUCACGUGUCAAAUGAAUGUCACGCCUCGCUAAUGUUGUUCCUCUCCCUCCACACAGCACAUAAACUGACUCCAAACCAA